Molecule: messenger RNA, 3188 nt
Organism: Acanthochromis polyacanthus (spiny chromis)
Lineage: Eukaryota; Metazoa; Chordata; Actinopteri; Pomacentridae
Product: Na(+)/H(+) exchange regulatory cofactor NHE-RF3-like
Exons: 11
Coding region: 227-1339 (370 amino acids)
Biological process (GO): protein localization to plasma membrane
Cellular component (GO): apical plasma membrane
Molecular function (GO): signaling receptor binding; protein-membrane adaptor activity
Source: RefSeq, a predicted model, not a curated record
GGCUAUGUUCUGAAUAUUCAGCUCACAGUGUGGAGUUUUUCAUCCAUGAACAGGACGGAAAGACAAGAAAGAUGGGGAAAGAGACCAGAGGAAUGACAGAGUCAAGGCCCAAACUAGCCACUGCCAGGAUGCAGUGGAAUUUCCACGUUUCACCUUCAAUGCGAAGGAAGGAAUUGAUAAUCCAGCGCUGGUUAUCAGUGAUGAUCCUGAGCCCAGUCCUGGCUUGAUGCCCACACUGUGUCAGCUUAAGCGUCUGGAGGGACAGAGCUUUGGCUUCUACCUGCGAGCAGACCAGAGCAGUCAGGUGUUUGAGAUCAGAGAUGUGGAGCCAUGGAGUCCUGCAGAGCACAGUGGCCUCAGGAAUGGAGACCGAGUGCUGGAGGUUAAUGAAGAAUAUGUGGACACCAUGGACUUCUACAGGGUUGUGAGGAAAAUCCAGUUGUGUGGACUACAUCUGUUUCUCCUGGUGCUGAGGAGAGAGGCGUAUGAAAGGGCAGUGUCUAUGGGAGUGGACCUACAAAUGCUGGCCAAAGCCUCCAAAGGGGACCACUGGUCAAGGCCCAGAAUGUGUCACAUCAGCAGAAACCCAGCCAGCGGGCUGGGAAUGACCAUUAUCUCAGGGAAUGGUCAGAGGGGCCAGUACAUGGUGAGCACAGUGGCUGAUGGUCCAGCAGAGAAAGCUGGUGUCUGCACUGGAGAUAAGUUGAUCUGGAUCAAUGGAGCCAUGGUGUCAAUGCUCACACGUGCCACUCUCAACAAAACUAUGAAGAAGAGUGGGGACUCAGUGACAGUACUGGUCAUUGACAGUGACAGUGAAUUCUGCUAUGCCAGGAGGAAGAUGCCCAUCUUACCUGUGAUGGCAGAAAACUGCAGCCUUCCCGACACUACCAAGACCAUGCAUCUGGUGAAAGGAUGCCAUGGAUAUGGCUUUCUGCUGAGGCAAGAGAAGGUUACAGGUACACGACGGAUAGUUCAUGUGCUGAGGGAGGUGGAUGUGGGGAGUCCAGCUGAGGAAGCGGGAAUGGAGGACGGAGACCUGCUACUAGCUGUAAAUGGGGAACUUGUUGAGUCCAUGGAGCAUGAAGACAUUGUCAAAAAGAUUAGAGAGAGUGGUGAUAACGUCAUCCUCACUACUAUAUCUAUACCAGGAAGAGACUUUUACAGAGAGUUAGGCAUUCCUCCUUUGUUGUUUCAUGAAGCAUGUUCUCUUCGCUGCGAUGACAACCAGAGGGAAACUCACCUGAGAAAAACCACAGUGCGCCAGGAUAGAGAGGUAGCAGAGGACUCAGGAACUUUAUCCACACAGCUGUCAGAGAGAACACAUGAUGCUUUCUUGUAAUGGAAAUGAACAGAACACAGAUGACCAAAGUCAUGAACAGACAUGGGAAGAGGAAGCCCUCAGGCGUAAAGAAAGUAAUGAUUUGCAGCAGACAGAGAUGAGGCUGAAGCUUGAAAUUAUUUGUCUCAUAAGAAUCUUCAGUGAGUCACCAGUAACAUCACUGUGUAACUGUCUUCCCCUUCCAGGCAUGGUUUGGUCCUGGACAGUCUUUCACAUCUAUAACGAGAUCGCAUGGGCUGCUUAUUUAACAUUGUGAUUGCAACAGCACCUUUUGCUUAGUUUACAAUUUUUUUCCCCCAUUUUUCGCAUUAACAGUGGCUGUUUUGUGUGAAAGUUAUCAGUUAUGUAAUCCUUGUAUAGUGUAUGAUUUAUGCUGAGGAGUGUCUUUCAAAGAUUAAACUGCAUAUACACAAGCCUAACAUCCACAUGCGUUUUGAAAUACUGAUUUUCAUGUAAGAUUGUCAUACACUAUCUGGCUGUAUUCAUUCACAUUAAAUAUUUGUGACAUGAUGUGUGCAAGUGUGUGUGUGUGUGUAAAUGCGCUGUUCACAGUGUUUGCUGCAUUUAUGAGUCAAGCAAGGAGGUAGUUCUGCUUUUCACAAUUUUUGAAGAACAACAACAAAAAAGAAAUGCACGAACCCUUACAGUGACCUCAGAUUCAGAUUCCGACACAGACCUGACACAGAUUAUGGAUUUCUCUUUUUACAGUUUUUCUCAUUUGCUUUGGUUCAUUUCUCAGAUCAGAAUUGAAAUUCUCAAAACUACUUGUUCAAUCUUCACUUCAUUGUGUCACUCGUGCACAUCAAAAAGCAGUUUCUCAUUUCUUUGAACAAGUUGCAAAUGCUUUGGUCCAUCCAUGCAAAUGAUUCUGCACAAUUCCCUGCGGUUUCCUACAUUAUCAGUUGCUUAUGUCAUGGUGAUCAAAAUUUAUUAUAAUGGGUCUCUGUUGAAUAGUCUCACCCUCCACAACAUUUAGGCAUUAGUUCAUCACAUCAGUCUUUACAUGCAAAAUGAUUGUUGUCAUAAUAUGUCAAGGAUGUUUCUAUACAUUUCCAUUAGACUUUUUUUCUAAAUCUGUCCUGACUUGGUAAAUUGCUCUCAGGUGAAUCUUGACUUUCUCUAACAAAGGGAAAUGUGUGAAGGGUUAGGGUUUUCUGAAAUCGCUCAAAGACACAAGAGAAGAUAUUCAUGAUGUGGAUGAGAAUUUGUGGCUCAACAGAUAGGAACGCAGGAGGUGUAGGAAGACUGAAUUGUAAUUCCUACAGCAUUGCACGUACAGUUUUCCCUAAGGAGACUGUCCUAUGCUCACAUUUCUACUUUUGUUGUUUUCUUUGUGCUAUGUAGCGCUGUUUUCCUUUCCACAUCACAAUGACGUGGUCUGUCAAUAAAUUACAAUACAAACAGUAAAAGCGUAAAUGUGAAUCUUGUCCAGUCUCUUGCAAUCAAUCUCCCACAUACACGAAGGUGGAACUUACAAUUUACAAUAAUUGUCAUUAAAACUUUAGCCAUAGUUUACAUUAGAACAUCCCUCCAGAGAACACUGUUAGAAUGACAACAUGACUCAGCGAUCUGACCGUCUUAACCAUACAGUUACACAAGAACUUAUCAUUCUGAUGACACUGACAUGUUCAUUGACACAGAUAUUUACUUUUGAGAGAUGAACUAAGGAUUUUGAGCAAGAGACUGAUUUUUGCAGGUAAUCCAUGGUGUUUUGCUAUUGUACGAAUUGUUUUGAGAAAUGCACUUACUGUUUUGCAAAUGUUGAGGAUGAUUCGAGAAAUGUACCAAAGCGACUGAGAAAAACCAUUGUAGCCCUUUUAAAAAUAAAGAUUAAGUGUACAUAAACACA